Durusdinium trenchii is the source of this 1010-nucleotide messenger RNA. The record is from the annotation of a GenBank genome assembly. Lineage: Eukaryota; Dinophyceae; Suessiales; Symbiodiniaceae.
CUUCAAGCCACCAACGCCGCCCACCAGUGCAACUCCAUACGGUCACAGCCUCCACCACCGCUGGCUGCGAAACCGAACACCCAUCGCUCCUGCGCCUCCCGCGGCUCCGAAGACGAAAGCCAUGAGCUCGUUGUCGUCGCUCUCCACGGACAAUGGCAUCGAUUCCUUGGCGAUCAGCACGCAGAUUCUGCAUGCGAUGCAAGCCAAGCGUCAGCUCUCAUUCCCGGUGCCGUUUUGCACCUUGAGUUGGGAGGACCUGGAAGUGGCCUACCGGACGCCCCACGGGCGCCGGAUCACGCUGCACCGUCAAGGAGGUUACGUCGAAGGCGGCUGCAUGAUGGCGAUCAUGGGCGCCUCCGGCGCGGGGAAGAGCACCCUUUUAGACACCCUGACGAAGCGGAAGACGCUGGGUGAGGUCUCAGGCAAGGUCUAUGUGAAUGGACGGCCGCAGGAUGAGCAUUUCUUUUUCGCCUCAGCAUAUGUGCCGCAGGAAGAGAAUCUGGUCUCAACAAACACUGUGGGUGAGACGGUGGAGUUCUAUGCAGAGCUCACCAUGCAGAAGCAAGUCUCCAAGGAGAUGCGCUCGCGGGCGGUGUCGGAGCGGCUGCAGUCGGUGGGAUUGGCCGACAAGGAAACCAAGUUCGUGGGUGGCCGCCUCCCCGGCGGCUUCAGCAUCCGCGGCCUGUCGGGCGGCGAGCGCCGGCGCCUGAACAUCGCAGCAGGGGUGGUGCAUUCGCCUCCGUUGGUCUUCUUGGAUGAGCCGACGAGUGGAUUGGAUGCCUUCUCUGCCCUUUGCGUCAUGGAAAGUAUCCGCGCUUUGGCACGUGCGGGGCAUGUGGUGGCCUGCACCAUUCAUCAGCCGCGUCAGGCAAUCGUGGCCAUGUUCGACAAGGUCUUGUUUUUGGCCUGUGGACAUUUGGUUUACAACGGUCCUCCCAGCGGCUUGAAGGACUGGCUCAUGAAGUCAGAACUAUGGGAUCCUGAUCGGGCGCUCACGACCUCCAUCACCG